UGCUUGUGAAUGAGGGGUACCUGGAAACCGAUGUAACAUUAUUGUGUGUUUGUCAGUCGGCGUUACAGUUUAGAAGUCUGUGUUGUGCUGUGAGUGUGUUAUGCAGAAGUGCUGAUCAAAAAGAGGCGUUACAGUUAACUGCAGGAUUGCAACUCCGGAGAAAUCAUGUUGGAAAUGAAAUUCCACUACGAGAACAUGCAGUGCAAUCUGAGGCAUUAAUCAAAUAACUUAAUGUGCUUGCCUGCUACUUCUGCUGGAAAUUUUCUUUUGAAAGGACUUGAGUUGAACAGAAGAAGCAGACCGAACAGAGCGAGGGGAUAUAACAGUUUAUGCUUAACUUGCAGAAAAACAAUUAUUGUAAUCUUCAACUCAGAAACGCGGAUGACAUCGUCCUGCGUAUCUACAAAUUACCUGGAAGUAGCUCUGCCACCAUUUAUUCAGAAAAAUUGUGGAUCCGAGAGAACGCAGACGGAACAGUGCUAGUUAAGUGACCUUUUUUAACAACGCAACGUACUCGGGGAUAGAAAGUUUGAAAAAAAAAACGACCGUUUACUUUUAACUAGUGUUUGUUUCUCUUAAUACUUAAACAUAAAUCUAUAGGAACUUUCUUUCAAAGAAGAACAUAAAAAUAUAUUAAAAAAAAAAAAAAAAAAACCCGCAAGCCGACAAGAGCAGCUGAAACCCAGAUAAUGAAGACUCUGGGAAUGCAAUAAAGGGUUAUUUCAAACACACUUUCUUCCAAGAACAUUAAAACAACCGUGUUGACUUUUAAUUUCUUUCAGGAGCUACAUUUAAUUGAAUGCGUUUUGGGCGUUUUUUUUUUCUUUAGAGAUAGAGCGGAACAUUUUUUUGUGUUUUUACGGUUUGAAAAAAACACCCCUGACCUAAAUAUGUUGAUGUUUAAGAAAGAAAAUUGCUUUUCCUGGACUGUUUGUGUGUUGGCUCUGUGUGCCUUGUUCAGCCCGCAGAAGACGACUGGACAGUAUCACGGAGAGAAGGGCAUUUCAAUUCCAGAGCACGGGUUUUGCCAGCCGAUCUCAAUUCCGCUGUGCACGGACAUUGCUUACAAUCAGACCAUCAUGCCCAAUUUGCUGGGUCACACGAACCAAGAGGACGCCGGGCUGGAGGUGCAUCAGUUCUACCCCCUGGUGAAGGUCCAGUGCUCUCCCGAUCUCAAGUUUUUCCUGUGUUCCAUGUAUGCCCCGGUCUGCACUGUUUUGGAACAAGCCAUCCCGCCUUGCAGGUCUCUUUGUGAGCGAGCCAGGCAGGGCUGCGAAGCGCUGAUGAACAAAUUCGGAUUUCAGUGGCCGGAGAGACUGAGAUGCGAGAAUUUCCCAGUGCACGGCGCCGGGGAGAUCUGUGUCGGACAGAACACCUCAGAUACCGGCAGCCCGACUCCUUACCCGUCCCCCUACAUUCCGGACCUGAUCACGCUGCCGCCCAACACAGGCGGCCGACCAAGUCAGCCUUUCUCGUGUCCAAGGCAGCUCAAAGUCCCCACAUACCUGAACUACCACUUUUUGGGGGAGAAAGACUGUGGCGCCCCCUGUGAACCAACUAAACAGAACGGGCUCAUGUACUUCAAAGAAGAGGAAGUGAAGUUUGGCAGGUUGUGGGUUGGUAUCUGGUCCAUCCUGUGCUGCGUCUCCACACUGUUCACUGUGCUCACCUACCUGGUUGACAUGAGGCGCUUCAGAUACCCGGAAAGGCCCAUCAUUUUCCUGUCCGGCUGCUAUUUCAUGGUGGCAGUGGCCUAUGCCGCUGGCUUCUUCUUGGAGGAGAAGGUGGUCUGCAUUGACAAGUUUGUGGACGAUGGCUACAAAACAGUGGCACAGGGGACCAAGAAGGAAGGCUGCACCAUUCUGUUCAUGAUCCUCUAUUUUUUUGGCAUGGCGAGCUCCAUCUGGUGGGUCAUCCUAUCUCUUACCUGGUUCCUCUCAGCUGGAAUGAAAUGGGGCCAUGAAGCCAUUGAAGCCAACUCCCAGUACUUCCACCUGGCAGCCUGGGCAGUGCCAGCCGUCAAGACCAUCACCAUCUUGGCUAUGGGACAGGUGGACGGGGACCUCCUGACUGGGGUGUGCUACGUUGGCAUCUACAACGUGGACUCCCUCCGCGGCUUUGUCCUGGCGCCCCUGUUUGUCUACCUCUUCAUCGGUACCUCCUUCCUCCUCGCCGGCUUCGUCUCCCUCUUCAGGAUCAGGACAAUCAUGAAGCACGACGGCACCAAGACGGAGAAGCUGGAGAAGCUGAUGGUUCGGAUCGGAGUCUUCAGCGUCCUCUACACUGUGCCGGCCACCAUCGUCAUUGCGUGCUACUUCUAUGAGCAGGCUUUCCGGGAGCAGUGGGAGAAGACCUGGCACAAGCAGACCUGCAAAAGCUUCGCGGUCCCCUGCCCUGGCAACGACUUCGCCCCCAUGACUCCAGACUUCACAGUUUUCAUGAUCAAGUACUUGAUGACCAUGAUUGUGGGGAUCACUUCCGGGUUCUGGAUAUGGUCUGGGAAAACCUUGCAGUCCUGGCGCAGGUUUUACAGCAGACUCAGCAACAGCAACCAAGGCGAGACCACUGUAUGAACUCUGCAAUCUGGGUUGGCAAACCAGAACAGUACUGCAGCUACUGCUAACUGAGACGUGCCCAGCUCACCAAGGCCAAGCCUAGGUUUUUGUAUCAGAAAACUACCACCAUAGUAGUAAUCAUGGCCUUACCAUCCCAAGUUAUGUAACAAGUUUUAAACUGUUUAACCACAGUAUGGCAUUGCAAUUUUGUGGACUGUUGUCAGCCAAUCAGUAUUUGAUCAGCAGUGGUCGAAAUGUGGUGUUUUGGGGAACAAAUGUUCUAAGACUGCAAAAAAAAAAAAAAAAAAAUAAAGUAUUGAAGUGACUUACGUUCCAAAUUUGAGGAACCCUAUAUAGGCCUAUUUUUUGUUUUAAUGUGAAACUCUGGCAUUCUGCUCUUACUGUGCCAAGAAAUGUAAUGCCUGUAUCUGUUGCCAAUUUAGAGCAAAUUGGUGUAGACAUCCAGUCACUGCAUAAUAUAGGGGGUGGGAGGGGGUGGCUUUAUGGCAAAGUGUGCUUAACCUUAACUGAACAGUAAGAAUUUCCAUGAUUCUUCUAGGAAUUCAGCUGUUUCCAGAGCUGCACAUUUUUGUUAGAUUUUUCUUUUUUCCACCUUUCUCUCAAGCAGAGGGGUGAGGGUCUAGAACAAAGUAGGUGGUAUUAAUUAGUGUCCCACAUUUGUUUAUGGGAGUCUGUACACUACAACACUUUGAUUCCAAGUGCUGAUUUGUUGAUCCUGUAUCUUUUAUGCAGUGAUAGAUCACAAUUAAUGUUAAGAUUCUUAUCAUUUUUAUAUGAUGUUUCUAUAACCCCCGCUAUACUUGUUUCCUCACAGAUUAAUACAGUUCAUUUAAUAAAGUGUUUCUAUAUCCAAAAAGAUCAUCUUCUUGCCAUUAACUUGUGAGAGCUUAGAACGUUGGUUAAUU
Polyodon spathula (Mississippi paddlefish) is the source of this 3481-nucleotide messenger RNA. Its product is annotated as frizzled-7-A. The record is from RefSeq and is a predicted model, not a curated record. Gene Ontology annotation, cellular component: plasma membrane. The coding region runs from base 891 to 2573 and encodes 560 amino acids. NCBI's taxonomy places the organism in Eukaryota, Metazoa, Chordata, Actinopteri, Acipenseriformes, Polyodontidae. Gene Ontology annotation, biological process: canonical Wnt signaling pathway; non-canonical Wnt signaling pathway. Gene Ontology annotation, molecular function: Wnt receptor activity; Wnt-protein binding. The transcript has a single exon.